Messenger RNA from [Torrubiella] hemipterigena, 792 nucleotides. The record is from the annotation of a GenBank genome assembly. Lineage: Eukaryota; Fungi; Ascomycota; Sordariomycetes; Hypocreales; Clavicipitaceae.
AUGCAUGUUUUAACUUCUACUUCUUCCUCUUUUUUUGUCACCUACAUCCUAUUUAUUCCAAUUGCAAUUUCUUCUUUCUUUCAAUCUUUCGAAUCUUCUCCUACAAUCCUUCUCGGGAGGGCUCCCAGGUUUGAACUAAUGCCUGACAAACGACCUCCUGGGAAUUCGCCUCCCAAACCACCGAUGCCACUACCCAAGACAGUUGGCGAAGGCUCUCGACAAGUCCAUUUCGAGCCUACAAAGUCGACGCAACCGAACGGUAUACGUCAUUACCAAGCCACCGUCGAAGAGAUCGAGGACGACAAUGUUGUCCACCACCGACCUAUGAAGACUGCCGCAGAGAAAGGCAAGACUGUUGAACAGCCGUCCACAGACAAGCCCAAGGAUAUUCAACCUUCAGCAUUCCCAGCUGUUGGUGCUCCUCCUCAUACUCAUGCCGGUGCCGGCCCAUGGCUCAUGGCUCCCAAUCCGGCGCAGAGUCUUGGCUGGCCAGCUGGUGGCCAAAUGUACGGUGGCCAGCAGUUCCAACCUAGCAUGGCAGCUGCAAUGCCUCCAUGGGCAGGUGUCCACGGCCCAGUGCUGGCAGACGGUUCACCUGCUGCUCAGUUUUAUGCGCCACCCUCGCAUCUUGUCAAUAACAUUGCUUACUCUGCGUUCACCCCGCCGUUUUUCCAAGUACGAUUUUCCUACCUUUUCCCUCUUUUUCGUCUUUUGUUUCCUUUGCACGUUUUCCUGUGUUUUAUCUUCUUUUUUUCUAUUUUCAAUUUGACACUUGUCAGUUUGGACAAAUGA